CGAGUGAAUACUGCGCUAAAAAUGUUGUUGCUGGAAAAGAAACUGAGUUUGACACCGAAAAAACCGAUCGAAUGAUUGUCCUCUGUUCUUGAGAGUAAUGGGCAAGUCAGUUGGGUGACUUUUUCCGUUUUCUGUCCGCUCUGGUCUAAGAAAAGACUGUUGAGGAUAAGUUAUGUUCGCUCUACAAAAAGUGUUCGGGAUUCAACAUUUGCUUCGAUUCUGUCCCACGACGUUGCUUCAUUCGUGUGGAGUCUUGUUGAGAGACGAGGCCUGUCUGACUAUAAAUUGUUGAAAUCUAUAGUUCUUUCGGAGUCUGCUUUAUUUGGUGCAAUAAUCAAAGCAAAAUUCCUUUCAAAUCAAAAAUUCUAUUGUGUUUCUCACGCAGCUUCGGACGGAUGCAAGACCGACGUUUUCGUCCCCAAAACAAAAGAGUCCCCACUCUUUCUGAGGUGUAACUUUUUACGUAGCCAAGUAAGUAUACUCGAUAUUUGCCUUCUGUUUCCAGUGAGGACUUGAGCGACGAGAAGCAAAACGAAAAAGUAGAAGUCCGAUAAUAAGAGCAAAAAACUAGAACCAGACUGCGGCGCAACUCUGUCUAAGAUUCUGACUUCUGUUUUGUGGUCUCUCGAAUGAUGCGCUGAUACUACCGUCUGAAAAUCAUGCUAAUACUUUAAAGAAUUUGAUCGAGAAUUACUGCUACAAAAAUAAUUUUUCGUCAGCACAAUUGCAGCUUGUUGGUGGCUCUCUCUUUUGCAGUCAGGAUUCUGUAGUCGUUUGUAUUCAUUCAUGCUUGUCGGAGCUCAGCAUGUAAUUCUGGAUAAUUAAACGUUCUUCAUCAAUUUAGUUCGACGAAAUUCAUAGUCGACGAUCUUUAUAUCUUUAACCAUGAGCAUUAGCAGUUGUAUAAAAAUUCAAGCAAGAUCAAUCACUCAAAGAAAGGCACGACGAUGAAGCGUUGGUCAAUAGGUACUCUGGAUUUCCAAAUUAUCAUACAGACACAGUUACUGAGUCAGAUGAGUGAACUUUUUUUCCGUAAUUGUUUCGAUUUGAAAUAAUUGUGAGGUAAAGUAACGUAUUCGUAGCGUAUGAUGGUCUGACUUUGUUGUAAUGUAUGUCGUCGCCUAUUGAUGAUGAUACCUAAUGGUAAUGAAUUACUUCUUUGGGACCCGACCUUUAAAAUAUAAAGAUGGAGGCAAUGAAAAUGUAGCAUCGAACAUCGCUGAACAUUCUGGUCGUGAAGCCUCAUGGAGAGAGAAAAGCGCUUCCCGUCAUGGCAGACUUAGAUGGAGUGUGGACACGAACAGGAUACUUCCAGGAUCAAGGAGUUGCUUCUACGCAAUUCAAUGUAAGAAUGAGAACCGGUGGCCCAACGAUCAUCGUGGCGCCUGCCACGGCGCACACAUACGAGCUUUUCGGUGGGUUGCUUCGAGCGACGAUAGGGCGGGACAUGUUAAAUACUGCGAAGGGUGUUGACGUGAGCCACUCUAGUGCCGUUUCGCCAGUAUUAAGGAAGAUACCUGGCCAGCACUGUUUGUGUUGCUUUGCCGAUCGUAGCAUUAGCGCCCCACUUUUGUCGGAGUUGGAGGCUUGCGGUCCAGUCGUGUCGGUGAAGGCGCAAGACACAAAGACCCACCAGCUUGGUUUUUCUACGGACGAUGGAAAGCAACCCCCGUCACCAUCCUCAGGCCCUUUUCUGUACCACAUCAAGUCCACACUCAUUUCCUCGACACCCUUAAAGAAGAUGCAACAGUUGAUGCAUCUCAUCUUCGAGGCAAAUCGCUCGGUGUACGAUGUCGUCGUAAGAAUGCCCGCGAGCUGCGCAGGCGUGGCUUUCUACAGUUGUUUGGUUUUGUUACCAGGUGGCCUUGGUAAGUGGUUAGCACAUCGCUUUGCUGCCUACUUUAUGCCUCGGCUGAUGCAGCGGACGGACAAGUUGUGCCGGAGAAUUCGAGCCGAGUUGCUAGGGAAGAAUGUCUCGGCGGUGGUGCUCGAUUUUGGUGCUGGCAGCGGGGCCUACCUGAAGUAUUGCUAUGGCCGAAAGGUGUCACGGUACAUUGCCUUGGAACCUGACACGCUGAUGCAUGAGAACAUCCGUGAGCAGGAGCGACGCCUGCGCACCAAGCUGGAGGAGUUGUCCUCCACCGGCAUACUAGAACAAGGGAGUCAAAGGAGAUCUGUGCAAGAGAAACUCGAUUCUUCGACUGAAAGCGGAUCGAUUUCAGCGCUCGAAGAUGUCACGACAUCUUCUGAAGACACCUCGAGCACCUUCCUAGAAGCAGGAGCUCUUACAACACCGGCAAAUAUACCAAUCCCUCCUACAACUACAGAAGUAGACGAUAUGCAGAACUGCAAUGAGGAGUGGCCGGUAGUAGCGACGGAUGGGCGGCCAGAAUUACGAAAAACAAGGAGUGCCGGAAGCGCUGGUGGUGACGGUGUAGCACAAGGCGGAAACGUUUUCGUAAGUUCAUCUGAUUCUUCAGGUGGUGGCAGAGUGCGGAGCCGGGAGGACGAUGAGAACAGUGCUGCAUCUGUGGAGAUGCGAACACAAAAAAUUCGUAAAGAAAGCGAGGUAGCUUCGAAGGUGGUUUUACCAACGGAUGUUGCGACUGGCGGUGAUGGAGUAAUGCUACUUCUAAAAGAUGAUACACUUCCAGGUCCGAAGAAAAUGAUGGCUUCCGGUGCUACAAGUGAUGCCACAACUACAGCAACUGCACCGGUGGUCGAGAUUGUUGGGGAAUUUCUAUCAGAGUUUCGCCGACAGAAGGGCGAGGAUUUUUCUGUCGACUGGAUUAUUCUUGGAAACGUGCUCUGCGAAGUGCCAGAUCCACAGGAGAUCGUUCGCGAUUUGGAUGCUUUGUUGCGACCAGGCGGGUUCGUGUAUUUCUCCGAACACGUAGGGUACCUCCCGAAAAACAGCUGGCACCGGUGGCGCCAGGACAUCAUUGCGCCGUGGUGGCAGCGCGUGAGUGACGGGUGCAACUGCAACCGCGACACACUAGAAAUCAUGAACAGCGCUGCGCCGUCCUGGGAUAUACAGAGUUUCGAAUUCGAUGACUGCGGAGCCAUGCCAUGGACCUCACUUUUCCAAAUCGGUCUGGCGCGGAAAAGGCCGGAGUUGAAUGUGUAAGUCUUCGUUUGUCGUGAAAGAGAAGGGAUGGCCGUCUGAAAAUUCGUUCAAUUCAUUACGUAGUACUAGAGUAGAUACUUGUGCUGCGUAUAUUAUCAUCAUCAUUUAAGGUUUUUAGUCAUGAUCUACUAGUUAUUGAGUUUGUUGGUUUAGUCGUUCUAAGAGAGAAGUUCAUCACUAUGAUGUCAAAACAUGGUAAACUUUGGAGCUCGUGAGGAUCAUGUCCUAGAUCGUAACUCAAAUAGGAGAUGACCGUCACAAGUCUGUUUGAUAGAGUGUCUCGUCGUGUACUACUUAGAUAUAUAGACCUACUUUGGAGAAACCACUCAAUGUUUGAUUCGACUUGAAAAAGAACUCUACCAUUCUUGGCUGCUAGUCAAAGCGCGCGAGCAUUACGCGCAUAAAGCAUUUGAUAUUGAAUUGAGGGGGACACGGAGUUUGUGAUAAUUUCAUUUGGGAUAGGUUUAUCGAUCUUAAUUUUCCAUCGUUGGACUGAAGUUCAUGAUCAUAGUUGCACUCUAACGAUAGUCGACUUAUCGUUAACGAAAACGAACAGUAGUGACAUCAGAGUUUUAAGUAAUCUCUUUCCCGGCAACCCUGCAUGACUCUAUGGAGAAGGAGGAAAUCGUUGGCCUACCUCAACGUCUUCCUCUAUGGAGAAGGACCAUGCUUGAUUUCCCGCGGAAACAUCUACGCAGACGACGCCAUUGCAAAUUGUCAUGCUAUUUAAUGGUAUCAGGAGCACUGAGUUGAAAAAGUUGCACCUCUAUCAUGAUCAGAAUUUUUAGUUGGAAAAAGUAAGAAGGAGAAGCGUUAAACCGGAAAUAGAGCAAAGUUUUUGAAGAUCUCUGUGUUUCUUUAGUUAGCUAAUCGUUUUUUGUUGUUGUUGUAGAGGUAGAAUCAGUCUCUCUGGGGUAAAUCCGAGAGGCAUUAACAUCUUUCCUAUUUUUGGCCAACUGCAUCCGUCGCGCUCCGCUGUUCACACAGGUUAACGGCAUGCGUUAGCGGAAGUAGGUCACCGGCAUCACGCGAGACGUUGUGCGGAGGUCAGACACGAUGAGGAUCAUGGCGUGUUGUGCUCGAUAUGCCGUUUCGCUGCAGCUCUGCCGAGUAUGUCAGAUGGAAAGGCUGCAGCUUUGGGCAUCGAUAUGAACUUUUUUUUUCACAUAAUUACCAUAUAAUGUAAUGAAUGUAUUGGUUUGGACGGAGGCAGAGUAUUGUUCAUUGAAGGAAGAUGCUAAAUCAUGAAUCAUCCUUGCCUGUUCAUUCUAUGUUCGACUAGUACAUUAAUAUUCAUCCUAGUUCUUAUUUUUCGAAGGCUUCCACCUCCCGAUAUAACGCGCUGCUGUGUGCUACAAUGUUUUACGCGUGUGUGAGAAGAACACUCGUCCUGUGACGAUUAGGUAUCCGUAGUUCUGCAUACGAUAGCUGAGGAACAAACGUGUUGGGGGCUAACUCUUUUUACUGUAGUUUUUUUUGAUUCAAG
This is a messenger RNA of Amoebophrya sp. A25, 4613 nucleotides long. The record is from the annotation of a GenBank genome assembly. Lineage: Eukaryota; Dinophyceae; Syndiniales; Amoebophryaceae.